Cuscuta campestris is the source of this 1325-nucleotide messenger RNA. The record is from the annotation of a GenBank genome assembly. NCBI's taxonomy places the organism in Eukaryota, Viridiplantae, Streptophyta, Magnoliopsida, Solanales, Convolvulaceae.
AAUAUGUAUUUGGUUCUGAUUAGAGAAGUGACCGCGAUUGGGGCAACCAAAUCGAUUUCAUACGGAGUAUCCCCCCCCCCCCGAAGAAGAUGAAUGUGAGGGAUCUUGCUGAUUUUCUUUAAAAUUUGCUUAAUUUAAGUAAUAAAAUAUUUUGAAAGUGUAAAGAAUAUAUGAGAUGGUUGGAGAAGAUGUGAAAAAAUGAGUUGCAAAAUCACUAUUUGGAAAGCUAAAGUGGCAUGUAGCUUCCCAAAAUUUAACUUCUCCCUGGGAGAGGGUCGAAGUAGAAGAAUUGAUCCAGUGGAGUCAUUUCAUCUCCUCCGCAACACAAAUGGAAACCAAAGGACCCUAUUACUGGGGGGACGUCCCGGAGGACGACUACUAUUCCCGCCAAGCCAUCAAUUCGACCAACUCUUUCUUCCUCUCCCCAAGGGGCCUAACCCUAUUCACCAGAUCAUGGCUACCCCAAACAAACCCACCUCGUGGCAUCAUCUUCAUGGUCCACGGGUACGGCAACGACAUCAGCUGGACAUUCCAAGCGACCCCAAUCUUCCUGGCGCAGAAUGGCUACGCUUGCUUUGCCCUUGAUCUGGAAGGCCAUGGCCUGUCCCAAGGGCUAAAGGCCUACGUACCCAAUCUGGAUCUUGUCCUACAAGACUGCGUCUCCUUCUUCGAUUCAGUCCUGACCCAAAACCCUAAAUUCCAGAGCUUGCCCAGAUUCCUGUUUGGGGAGUCCAUGGGAGGGGCCAUCUGUCUCUUGAUCCACCUCAAGAAUCCUGACCGGUUCAGCGAUGGCGCCAUCUUAGUGGCCCCCAUGUGUAAAAUCUCCGAAAAGGUCAGACCUUUUUGGCCCCUGCCUCAAAUCUUGACUGCCCUUUCAAGAAUUGCACCCACACUGCCUGUUGUGCCCACUGCAGACUUGCUAGACAAGUCUGUGAAGGUCCCGGAGAAGAAGAUCAUUGCUGGGAUGAAUCACAACAGGUACAGAGGGAGACCGAGAUUAGGGACAGUGGUGGAGCUGUUGAGGGCGACAGAGUAUCUGGCCAGCAAAAUAAGGGAUGUUGAGUUUCCAUUUAUAGUGUUACAUGGGAGUGCAGAUGUGGUUACAGACCCAGAUGUGAGCAGGGAAUUGUAUGAGAUGGCAAGAAGCAGAGACAAAAGCAUCAAGAUCUAUGAGGGAAUGAUGCAUUCCUUGUUGUUCGGAGAGACUGAUGAAAAUGUUGCCAUUGUCCGAAAGGACAUCUUGAAUUGGCUGUCCCAAAGAGAUGCCAGAAACGAAGUUCUUCUGUAGAUUAUCAUUGUUACGUUGUCCCAAUUUGUUUCGUGGU